CUUUGUUUGUUUUCUACCUUUUGUCUUUGUCUUUGUCUUUGUCUUUGUAGUUUCCAAAGCUUUUCUUGUGCUAGGAAUCAUCUUCUUUUGUAGUUUCCAAAGCUUCAUUUUUUCUUGCCUACUACAAAACCAAGGUGCCCUAAUAGAUAUUUGCAAGAAGAUAGCAAGGUUUCAUGGCUGUUGUUCAAGAGGGAAAUGAGGUGAUGAAUAAGAGCCAGAAAUGGCAUGGAGCAGUAGGAGGCAUUGUUGAUGCACCAAUAGAAAAAGUUUGGGACAUGGUUUCUCGAAGCAGCAGACUGCACGAAUGGAUGCCGAUGGUGGAGAAGUGCAGCCAUCUGGCCGGGGAGGAAGGCGUUGCAGGCCACAUCCGGUUAGUCUCGGGUUUCAUGUUCCCACAGAGAGACGAGGACAGGUCGUGGAUCAAGGAAAGGCUCGUUUCCAUGGACUCCUCGUCCCACAGUUACACGUAUCGUUUGGAGUCAAGCAAUGUAGGCCUUGAUGGAUCUUCAAACUCACUCAAGCUCGUGGACUAUGGCGAUGGCUCGACUCUCGUUGACUGGAGAUUCGAGAUCAGUCCAGUCGAAGGCGCCUCCGAGGAGCAGAUAAUGGACUACUUGGGAUAUCUGUACAAGUCUUGUAUCAAUAGAAUUGAAGGUGCUAUUGAGGUCUCAUCUAGAAACUCUGUCACAUUCUUGAACCAAUAAUUUGCUUCUCAACUUUUGGAAAAUGCCAUUUUUGAGGCAAUCACUUUUGCUGUGUAAUUAGUGAUAGUGAUCUCAUUUAGUUGUGGAAGGAGCUGUUGCUUAUGUAUAACUUCAUCUAGUGAUGCAUUAACUUAUUUUAAACAUGUGAUGAUAUCACAUUAGUGAAUGUUUUAAAGGAAAACUAUUUCUCAA
Salvia miltiorrhiza (redroot sage) is the source of this 896-nucleotide messenger RNA. RefSeq lists its product as uncharacterized. Lineage: Eukaryota; Viridiplantae; Streptophyta; Magnoliopsida; Lamiales; Lamiaceae. The record is from RefSeq and is a predicted model, not a curated record. The transcript has a single exon. The coding region runs from base 174 to 704 and encodes 176 amino acids.